AUGAAAUUCAUGGAAAUAACACACAUACUAAAAACAAAUGAGCUCUUCAAGAAAUAUAUGGAGUUUGUUUCGGGCAAGCUGAUUGAAAUAGAAGCUUACAGCUGCAAAAAGUCAAAAGAAGAAAGGAUGAUUCGCAGAAUCAAGAAGCCCCUACGAUUUUUUAUAAGUGCGCUAGAAAUGUCAUUCAUUCACUAUGAUUUCAGCAAGUUGAAUAUGGGGAUGUUUGAAAAGGUCGAUUUCAACGCAUUUUGCCAAGAUUUAUACAAUUUCAUGUUCUACGUGUGCAAAUGCAAAGAUGAAGCAAAUGAGUGCAUUGAAUAUGUCAAAUUGGUGUUACAACAUUGUGUGAAUGUGGAUGGUGCUGCGAUUUAUGGAUUCAAAUUCCACGGAGAUGAGCCAGGAUCUGUUUAUUUGAUUUACAACAAAUCUAUGAAGAGAAUCCUUCUGGUCAAGACACUUGACAGGCAAAAUAUAACAUUAAAUGCAUCAUACUAUGUGAAUAUUAUGCUAUAA
This is a messenger RNA of Enterospora canceri, 513 nucleotides long. Lineage: Eukaryota; Fungi; Microsporidia; Enterocytozoonidae. The record is from the annotation of a GenBank genome assembly.